AUGUCCCCUUUGCCCCAGCCACUCUCACCCGAUAAACCAACGGUUGUACGGUCGAGAGUGCGAUCCUGGCUGGCAGAUUGUGAUGAUUCCACAAACAGCGCCUCGGAUAUUGCUUCCAAGGAAGAUCUGACCGACGACGAGCAAGACAUGUCCAUUACUGAGAGCAAUGUCAAGAGCGUAGUCUUCAGCCAGGAGUCAGGGUCAGAUACACAGAGCAGCUACUCAGAGGUGAUGCAGCUUGAUGACGUGUGCAAAGCCACUGGUAGCGAGUGUGACCUUGACGAUGAACGUUGGGAUGGAUAUGACUUUAACCCAGCCGAUCUCAUCAGGGAUGAUGAAUCUGUUGUCACCGAUGAUGGGUACCAUGCAGGAGACAAAAAAAAGGACCCCUUCUCUGGCGGCAUAUUCACUUCUACAUCGAAGGCCUUUGUCAUUGCGCACCACCCGGAGCCAAUAUUUGACCUCCUUGCACAUCUCGUUGCCAUGGCCUUCUAUGAUGAAGCAUUGGACGCAGAGUCCACCUCACUCGAGGAUAUCUACUGGCAUCCGAUCCCAUCGCACUGCCAUGGCAUGGCGGUCAAGAUCAAAGGCGACAAGUUGGAUAUUCCUGUCUUCCGUGAACCUGAAAAGACUAAAGACGGCUAUCGUACUUCUAAGACAGAACCGCUCAAAGGCACAACAUGGCAUCAGUUCCUAAAGCAUGCUGCACUCAUCUUAGAACUGGCAAUCUGUUUCAGCCACUAUGUCUUGAGACGGACUCUUCUCAACACCGUAAACAAUAAAAUCCCCGCAUCGGUGCGAGACCAGAUUGCUGAUCAUGACUCGAACACUAUUCGGUACUACCUCAACGAUGUUGUGCAGGAAGACAUUGAGGCCAUUGUGAUGGACCUAGAUAUACCGUCCAGGGCAAGAGUGCAAGCGUUGGCACGCUCCCUCAGGCUUAAUGCUGACUCUGCGGCGCCCACUCGACCCACCAACAAGCAAAUCCAGCGGAUAGCAGCGCAUCCAAAGGUGCAAAGCCUCUCGCAGAGGAACCAGGAGUUGUCCGCCGAGAUCCGAGCAGCAGGCUUCCCAUCGAUUCAGGCAGCGGCAGGGACAGCUCUCUACCGAGAGAAGAUGAAAGUUCAGAGCAAACUAAACAGCGCGAAAAUUUAUCUCUGGAACCAUUACCGGGAGAAGAAUAGAAAGUGGCAUUUUCGCCAUGCAGAUACAGAACGGUUCAACCGCCGGAUCCAAGGCCGUCAGGAGCCCGAUGAACUUACACCUCGCCCCCCUCCGAUAUUGCAGAUCCCCGAGCGACAACAGGUUGUGGAAAUCGCUUGCAGGCCCCAAUCCGGCUUGACUCCUGAUGAUAUCUUCCGGCGGCGAUGCGCCUUCAUCAUGGUGCUGGUCCGCCUUCAAAGCCGGAAAGAAUCUGGUCCCCGGGGUCGGCAUGCACGCCGAACGCCAUCUGAGCAGCGUGCCCAGCGGUCGCUAACCCCCGAGGAACCGUUCAUUGUUCCCCAAACCCUGCAAGACCACGAAUGUCCAUUCUGCAUAUGUGAUACUUCACUUCCCACAAAGCAAAGAAAGAAGAAAUGGACGAACAACAACACCUUCUGGGAUCAUGUUGAGAAGAACAUUCACCGCGCUGAACUUGAGGGAUACGCAUCCGGGCAAAAGAGGUGUGGCAUCUGCCGAGAACAGGGCGUGGAGUGCUUUCCUGAGGGUAUCAUGGCAUUUAAAGCCCACACGUUCUGGGAGCAUGGCAGGAAGCUGCGAGAGUAG
Molecule: messenger RNA, 1767 nt
Organism: Uncinocarpus reesii 1704
Lineage: Eukaryota; Fungi; Ascomycota; Eurotiomycetes; Onygenales; Onygenaceae
Exons: 3
Coding region: 1-1767 (588 amino acids)
Source: RefSeq, a predicted model, not a curated record